Cyprinus carpio (common carp) is the source of this 1076-nucleotide messenger RNA. RefSeq names its product solute carrier family 35 member F6-like. Gene Ontology annotation, molecular function: transmembrane transporter activity. The record is from RefSeq and is a predicted model, not a curated record. Bases 9 to 1076 code for a protein of 355 amino acids. The transcript has 7 exons. Gene Ontology annotation, biological process: transmembrane transport. Lineage: Eukaryota; Metazoa; Chordata; Actinopteri; Cypriniformes; Cyprinidae. Gene Ontology annotation, cellular component: intracellular membrane-bounded organelle; membrane.
ACUUGCUUAUGUCAAUCACGGUGAAAAAGAAACGUGACGCCACCUACUGGCGUGCUAAAGGAUCAGCGAGUGAAUCUGAACGAAUCUGUUUGGUCAAUGAUUCAAAAUGGGCUGAUAUGUUCUCUGCACCUGGAUGUAAUGGUGUCCCAAAUCAUGCCUUCUCCCACCCUUUUGUACAGGCUGUGGGAAUGUUUUUGGGGGAGCUGUCCUGUCUGGUGGUGUUCCACAUUCUCCUUUGUCAUGAUCGGCGCAAACCUGAGCCCACGAUGGAUCCGGGCCAAAGUUUCAACCCCCUACUUUUCCUCCCUCCUGCCCUUUGUGACAUGUUGGGAACUUCCAUCAUGUAUGUUGCACUGAACAUGACCAGCGCCUCUAGUUUCCAGAUGCUGCGAGGAGCUGUGAUCAUCUUCACUGGACUGUUGUCUGUAGCAUUCUUAGGACGGCGACUGCAGCCCAGCCAGUGGAUUGGGAUCCUAGUCACCAUCAUCGGUCUGGUGGUGGUUGGCCUGGCUGACCUUCUGAGUGGCCAUGGGAACGACUCCCAUAAGCUCAGUGAGGUUAUCACAGGGGACCUUUUGAUCAUCAUGGCGCAGAUUAUUGUUGCAGUCCAGAUGGUCCUGGAGGAGAAGUUUGUUUACAAGCACAAUGUGCAUCCACUGAAGGCUGUUGGGACUGAAGGUUUUUUUGGAUUUUUCAUCCUCUCUUUGCUCCUCAUCCCAAUGUUCUUCAUCCAUGUGGGAAGUUUUGCAGACAACCCACGGCAGGUCCUUGAAGACGCAUUGGACGCCUUCUGUCAGAUUGGUCAUAAGCCUCUCAUUUUACUGGCAUUGCUGGGCAACACGGUGAGCAUUGCCUUCUUUAACUUCGCUGGCAUCAGCGUCACCAAGGAAAUAAGUGCCACUACUCGCAUGGUGCUGGACAGUCUGCGUACUGUGGUCAACGCACUGUACAAUGGACUCCACAAGCCCUUGAUGGCCAAACUGCCCUGCUUCCCUGGAGAGCAGAGAGCAGAGGAGGAAGAAGCCCCAGAGAGAGAGAGGCUGCUUGGUGGAGGAAGAGCUGCAAACGAGAGCUAA